Messenger RNA from Sphaerodactylus townsendi, 1318 nucleotides. It is a transcript of the gene RARRES1, whose product is annotated as retinoic acid receptor responder 1. Gene Ontology annotation, molecular function: metalloendopeptidase inhibitor activity. The record is from RefSeq and is a predicted model, not a curated record. Bases 143 to 943 code for a protein of 266 amino acids. The transcript is spliced from 6 exons. NCBI's taxonomy places the organism in Eukaryota, Metazoa, Chordata, Lepidosauria, Squamata, Sphaerodactylidae.
GGCUGGGGCUGGGGUUGGACCCGCUCCCGGAGGAGGGAGGGCCAGCCAGCCAGCCAGCCAGCCCCGGCCCAUUGGUACUUAGCCGGGCGCCUGCCCCCGCCGCGGCUCAGUCCCUUGGCUGGAGCGCACUCCCUGGCGCACGAUGCAGCCGCUGCAAGCCUCCCGCCUGCUCCUCUUGGGGGCGCUGUUGGCGCUUUUGCCCGCUCCGGCUCGGGGUGUGGCGGACCGCCGCCCGCGGGUGGUCUGGAGGCACCUGCGACCGAGCGCGUCGGCGGACGCCUCCAGCCUGGCGGUCCGGAGAGCCGCCCAGACGGCCGUCAACUACUUCAACUUCCACCAGGGGUCACCCAACGCGCUGCGGGCGCCGGGGCGUGUUAAGAAAGUUUCCAUCAAGACUAUUCCAGGAGUUGGGCGCAAGUACCACCUACGGUUUACUACGAAGUCUCUCCUAAAUGGGACAAACCUCAGCUCCUGCCUUGCUUCUGUGUUCUACCUGAGCUCUAAGCCAAAGCCGAAAGUUGACAUUAAGUGCUCACCCAACCAAGACAGACGUGAAUACCUGUUACAAGACUUUAUCUUGUAUUUCUCGCUUAAAGGAGAUAAACAGCCCUCUGUGGAGCGCCUGUGGGGUUUGGGUGUUCACGGCAGCAGCUUAAUUGCAUGGGAGAUGGCAACUGAGGACGUGGCUUACACUUUGACUCGAAUUGAGAACGUGCAGCCAUGGAAAAGAGAAGACAGUUCACUUGAGUUCAAUUACAAUCUUCAGCUUAGUGACGUGUCGGCAGAGACUUCCAUUUAUUGUCAUAUGCGUAUUGUUUGGAAACCAGGCCAGCCUGCGCUAGUAAAAUACAACUGCUCUUCUGAGGAUAGUUCUUCAGAUUACACUGAUGGCUCUGGAGAAGAACCUGGAUCUGCUGAGAAUUUCCUGAUCAGCAACUACUAAUUAAUUGCACUAACAUUUUGACUCUGCAUCAUGAUUCUUCUUCUGCGUAAAUCACUGCUGUGUGUUUGAUGUUUGUAUGCCAGCCACUUCUGACCCACAGCAAAUACUUUUUAAAGAAAAAAAUAUCUUAUCUUCCUAAAAACACUUUCUCCAGAUUAAAUAUAUCCGGGGGGAGGGGGGGGGGAAUUACUGGACUUGCCAUCAACUUUCAGGCAUUAGGGAGUUACUCUGUAUGAGGCAAAGUUAAUAUAUGUGAACCAUACUGUGGAAGUUUUUCAAACUGCUAUUUUAAGACAAGUAUUGGGGAUUUUUAAACAAAAUUAUGAAAAUGUUUGAUGCUAACUUGUAACAUCUCCAAUAAAAGGAAUAAAGUUA